AUGGAGGUGUCUCUGAAAAAUGUUCCCCAGGGCUUGUCGGAUGAUCAGCUCUAUACCGAGCUUGAGCCACAUGUGAAAGCUCUUGGUAUCCUUGAUUGGCAUUGCGAUAAGCCUUUGAAGAGGGCUCAUGCCUGGGUCACCUUUCUCAGAGAGGCUGAUGGGAAAAAAUUCCUCCAAAAGCAUGAGAGGAUCCCAGGCAUUCCAUCGCAGCCUACAAGUCUCCAAAACCAUCGCGGCCGUUUUAUAUCCCAACCCAGGGAUAUAGCAAGGCUAUUCCUUCUCAAGACACCGAUUUUCGUCAGGAAGAGCGAUAGAUCGGUGGACAAAACUAUUCUCAUGCACCUAGAAAUCCAGAAGGAAGAACGAAAGUUGGAGCAGCGGAAGCCAACAGUUGUUGACCGCAACCCAAAGGCACCUGUUAUCAGCACACAAAUUCGCCACAUCACAUGCGGCAAGAACAUUUUUGAACAGGAAUCGGAUACUUUGAUAUUUGUCGAACAGAGUGGCCUCCACGCCCGGGGUGUGGCCAAGUUUGGACGCCGCACGUUGACGCUCACGCUCUCCGACGAAUAUCGUGUUGAUAUCCCUUAUGAUGUCAUCCAAGAUCUUGUAGCCAGUGCAUCUGAUGCAUCAAUGACUCUCGUCCUGACUGAGGCACCGAGAUUUUAUGCCAAACAAAUUUACUCACAAUAUGUCAAAUGGGCGCGACAAGCAUAUUUGGGUUUAUGGCCUUCCCAUCCAAAGUACGUUGCUCACUGUUUGGUCUACCGAAUAACACUUGCCUCGAAUUAUGCGGAAACUCUCGAAAGCCUAAGAUCUCGCAACAUCAUUGUUGUUACGAGGCAGCAUUUGCCCGUGCGAAUGAAUCCUCGGCCCUAUGAGGAAGAUUAUUCUACCUGCAUGACUAGGUUUGAAGGCUCUAUACAAAACGCUGGUGCUUCGAGAUUACGACUGCUACCAUUUGCUAUACUGUUUCAGCUUCAAGCUUUAGUGUGGAACAACUACCUGCAUCCAGCAACGGCGCUGAAAAUGCUGGAAAUCAUGGACAGAAUUGCCAAGGACUGCAAGAGAGCCGGCUUGCCAUUGCCAUUCACCACUGAUUCAAUGAAGCAGCUCUUUCAGAAAAUUCCGUAUCCGUGCCCCGGGGUAGAUCCGCAAGAUCUUGCCGCGGAGAAGCUGGUCGCAGAUGUGAUAGAAGGGGAGCAAAUGCAGCGAGCAGAGGAUCCAAUGCGCACCUCGCCCUAUGGUCCACAACUCCCCGAACAUCAGGCUUGGGUAUUGAAGGUUAUGGUCACGCCAACUCGUAUUAUGCUGCAUGGGCCUGAUGGCGAGAACAAGAACAGGGUCCUGCGGAUGUUUCCACAGCAUUCGGAUUACUUCGCCCGAGUCAUAUUUGGUGACGAAGACGGCCAGGAUCUAGCCUUGCUACCCAGCGUGAACAAUUCAGCAAUAUUUGAACGAUACCGGAAAAUCAUGAAGGACGGUAUUCAUGUUGCUGGUCGAAAGUUUGAGUUUUUGGGGUUUUCGCACUCUUCUCUCCGCUCUCACUCAGCGUGGUUUUGUGCACCCUUUGUCGACAAGAUGGAGCUGCAGAACAAUGACAGCAUCAUCAGGUCGCUGGGUGAUUUUAGCGACAUUCGGAUUCCCGCAAAAUGUGCCGCACGUAUCGGGCAAGCCUUCUCCGAAACGCCUUACGCAGUAGACAUUCUCAAGUGCGGCAUUGGGAUCAAGUACAUCCCCGACGUGAAAACAGCAGACGGAAAGCGAGUAUUCAGUGACGGGGUUGGUACCAUCUCGUGGGAUGCCAUGGAAGAGAUUUGGGACCGCCUCCCAAUGAAUAAUUCGGCGCCAACUUGCUUUCAAGUCCGCCUGGGAGGGAUAAAGGGAAUGCUUUCGCUCGACUCCAGGCUCAAGGGCAAAGUGAUUUGCAUACGGAAAGAAUCCAUGAUGAAGUUCCCAAGCUCAGACCAAACGACCUUGGGCAUUUGUGAUACAGCCUCGAAGCCGCUGCGCCUUGUUCUGAAUCGCCAAACCAUCAAGAUUUUGGAAGACAUGGGGACAAAUUUUGAAUGGUUCAUAGAUCAGCAGAACAAGGCCCUCGACGUGCUUAGAAAUGUCACCGCCUCAGCGUCAAACACUAGCACCUUUUUAGAGUCCCAACUGGUGGGCACCAAUGUGGGUUUCCCCAAACUCAUCAAGUACUUGAACAAGGUUGGGAUCGAUUACCGGCGGGACAAAUUCAUGAAGAAGGUUGUGGAUCAUACCAUCCUCCGAGAGUUGCGUCUGCUUAAGCACAAGGCACGGAUUCCUGUGGACCAAGGGGUGACUCUCUUUGGCAUCAUGGAUGAAACGGGAUUUCUUGAAGAGGGCCAGAUAUAUGUCACUUUUGAUUCAAGUUACGACAAGGCCCAAGGUCGAGUCAAGGGGUCACUCAAGGAUGGGUUUGUGCUUAUCACGCGCUCACCAGCCCUCCACCCCGGCGAUAUCCAACUUGCUCAAGUAAUGACACCCCCCCAUGGCCAUCCGCUCCGCGACUUGAGAAACUGUGUGGUCUUUAGCCAGAAGGGGAGUCGCGACUUGCCAAGCCAGCUGAGUGGAGGAGAUCUCGAUGGAGAUUUGUACAGCAUCUUCUGGGAUCCCUUUGUCAUUCCAAAAAGCUACUUUACCCCGGCCGAUUAUCCAAGAGUUACUCCGCCAGCGUUGGACCGAGUGGUGACGCGCGAGGAUAUUGCAGACUUUUUUGUCAAGUUUAUGGAAACUGAUAUCCUAGGCAUGAUUGCCAACCGACACCAGAUUUUUGCAGAUUUCAAAGAUGAGGGAACAGUUGACCAAGUAUGCACGAAUCUCGCAGAGCUGCAUUCAACCGCAGUCGACUACUCCAAGACGGGUAUUCCUGUGACGAUACAGCAGCUGCCCAAGGCACCGCGCCUACGCCCGGAUUUCCUUGCGCCUGCUCCCCCUACUCGCUUGUAUGAUCGCGGCGAAGUAAGCCAUAUCGGAGAUCCCGAAUCGGACGAAGAUGACGAAGAUGGGAUGGGUGCUAGUAAGAAAGGAUAUUACAAGUCUCAGAAAAUAUUGGGCGAAUUGUAUCGGGGCGUGGAUGAAGAAAAAAUCUGGGGCCAAGAUGUUCAGCGCCCCGUUGAAAUGAGCGGUUCUUCUCUAUGGGAAGACUUGAACAAGCACGUGUACGCUGCUUUAAUGGAAGAAGGAUGUGUCGCAUCAGAUGUCGACUAUACACGUCGGGUUGAAGAAGCAUGGAAGCUUCGUGAAUUGUAUCAAACGCAAGUGUCCAAUAGCAUGUGGCAGUUUUCGGAUAGCCCUCGCGUUCCCAUUAGAGAAGUGGAAGCUUUCUGCGGGUCAAUUCUGAAUCCCAAAGGCAGCCAGACGAGGCGACAACGAGACUCAUCCAUCAAACUGAAGGAGGAGAUGGACAGGAUCAUGAACUUUUUUGCGAAGCUUAUCCGCGAUCGCAGCGGAGGCGCCUUGGGGAUUGCAGAUGAUGCGGCGUCGGUCGCAACUGAAGAUGACGGGCAAAGUGAGCGAGAAAGAAUGAAUGCUGUGGAGCUGUGCUGGGCUUGUGUGAUUGUGGGAAGUGAGCAGGAUAACAAGGGACAGAACUAUGACGAUAAUGAGAAGCCGCUGGAGAGCUUCCGAGUGGUGGCGGCGAGCUGUCUGGUGAAGGAACUCAAUGAGCUACUGACUAGAAAGAGGUCCGGAAGGGUGGGAGGCUAUGUUGGGGUU
Messenger RNA from Trichoderma virens Gv29-8, 3741 nucleotides. RefSeq lists its product as uncharacterized. The transcript has 3 exons. Gene Ontology annotation, cellular component: nuclear RNA-directed RNA polymerase complex. NCBI's taxonomy places the organism in Eukaryota, Fungi, Ascomycota, Sordariomycetes, Hypocreales, Hypocreaceae. Gene Ontology annotation, biological process: siRNA processing. The record is from RefSeq and is a predicted model, not a curated record. Gene Ontology annotation, molecular function: RNA-directed RNA polymerase activity. The annotation marks the transcript as partial.